This is a messenger RNA of Porites lobata, 1382 nucleotides long. The record is from the annotation of a GenBank genome assembly. Lineage: Eukaryota; Metazoa; Cnidaria; Anthozoa; Scleractinia; Poritidae.
AUGAUCCAUUCAUCGUUUUCAUGUUUCCCAGGAGAUGUUGGUAAAACUGGAAGUGUUGGCCCCCAGGGUCCUCCCGGACCACAAGGAGAGAAGGGAAAGGGACUGUCUGGGGUGAAAUACGUUCGCUGGGGAAGGACCAACUGCUCUGGAAAUGCUACGACGGUGUACAGUGGUAAGGGUGGAUAUUUGUUUAUUCAUUUAAUAAAUUGCGUCAAAAUGUAUGUCAUAUGCAUCGAAGAGAUCAUUUUAAGAAUAACUUACUUUCAUUCAUUUGCCAAAAAUCAUAUGACAUGAAAGAAAUAGCUUUGAUCUGCCUCAACUUGGAUCAAGUUAUAAGAAUUACAGUCGACUCUCUCCUAAUGGACACCCUGGUAAAACGAACCCCUAGAGUUAGCCACUACCUUUACAUACUCCUUUUUUACUCUCUGUAAGACGAACACCACGCUUUAUCUGUAUGUCCAUUCGGCCAUCCUUAAAGAAAUGAUGGCAAGGCUUGAGAGAGGAUAUAGAUUACUGGCUGUCUUCAACUUCUCUUCAAUAACAUCCACUCGCGCAAUGUUAAUGGUCUUAAUGUCAUGGUGGGAUCGAAACCCACCAACCAUGAGCGAAGUUUGUGAUACACCAAUCACUAACAACCACGGUGGUACAAAUAGUUCGACUCAGUAAAUCGCCACUAUCGCCUGAUGAGGACCUGCAGUGUGCGGUCGAAACGUCGCGAUCAAUACCAAAGUGACAAUCGUGAGACAAACGAUAAAAACUAAGCCUUAAUAGUACUUUUUUCGCUACUUGAACAGCGUCUGCAAAGCUUGUUUCAAGCCUUUAAUUGCUUAGCCAGAAAUGAUCUCUCAAACGUCAAAUUUGCAUUUAUAAUAGGUCAUAUUAUGUUUACCUCUCACUUCUUAUUAGGUAGAAUAGGUGGAGGGCAUUAUACUCACCGUGGAGGCGGAGUAAACUAUCUGUGCCUUCCAAACACUCCAAAGUACGACAAAUACAAAGCAGGCAAUCAGGGUACAGCAUGGGUGUACGGCGCCGAGUACGAAGUGUCACUGUCUAACCCUUUUGAGGAAAAUCUCCAUGAUCACGACGCACCUUGUGCCGUCUGCUUUGUCGAGUCACGUGGUUCGAUGCUAAUGAUACCAGCACGGAACGACUGUCCCAGUGAAUGGACAGAGGAGUAUCAUGGGUACCUGAUGACUGAACAUUAUAAUCACAAUGGUCAAAAAGAUUUCAUCUGCGUUGACAAAGAUGCUGAGUAUAUCCCUGGCAGCCAAGCGAACCUGAAUGGUGCAUUGUUGUACCCGGUGGAGGGACAUUGUGGCACAUUACCGUGUGGUCCAUAUGUUCAAGGUCAAGAGUUCACUUGCGCUGUGUGCACCAAGUGA